Messenger RNA from Salvelinus fontinalis (brook trout), 3288 nucleotides. RefSeq names its product protein PHTF2-like. Lineage: Eukaryota; Metazoa; Chordata; Actinopteri; Salmoniformes; Salmonidae. The transcript is spliced from 17 exons. Gene Ontology annotation, cellular component: endoplasmic reticulum. Bases 391 to 2418 code for a protein of 675 amino acids. The record is from RefSeq and is a predicted model, not a curated record.
CACAGAUUUGACAGUUCUGACAGAAAUGUCAACAAACAAGCAGGCUCCGAUCAACCCGGAAAAAGGAAGUGCAAGAGCCUAAAAAGAGUUGUUUCAGUGUGCAUUCCUGGGAAUUCGACUUCAAAUAGAACUGAUAGCAAAGAUCGGAGACAUCCUUUUGAUAACUGCAGUAAAAGAGAGUUACUCAUAAAUCAUUGCAAUUCCUACCGGCGAGAUGCUGCUCACGUAAACUGGAUAGUUUACGUCGUCGAGCCGCGCGCUACUCCUGGGCUGAAGAAGAGCUGGCGAGAUAACUCUUUGUUUAAUGCCUGGGUUGCAGCCAGAUCUUAUCUGUCCCUGUGUCCCCUCUAAAAUGACCUGACACUGAGUGUUCACCACAAUCAUAAGACAAUGGCGAGAAUAGCAUGGUAUCAAGAGAAGAUCGGUGCAUAUGAUCAGCAGGUUUGGGAGAAGUCUCUGGAACAGGCUGAACUUAAUGGCAUGGACUGUAAACCAAAGAGGUCCGGUCAUGUCAAGCCAGACCUCAUUGAUGUUGACUUAGUAAGAGGGUCUACAUUCGGCAAGGCCAAGCCCGAUAGUCCAUGGACGGCGUUGACCCGUAAGGGCCUGGUCAGGGUGCUCCUCUUCCCCUUCUUCUUCCAGUGGUGGAUCCAGGUGACCUCCAGGUCUAUCUCUACCUUUAUCCUGGUGCUUUACUUCAUGCAAGUGGCAGCAGCAGUGUUGUACGUAGAGGUUCCUGCAGCCAGUGCUAGUGAGCAGUUGGGGCCUAUGUGUCUUAUGUUAUUGCUGGGGACAGUGCACUGCCAGAUAGUGUCCACUGAGUCCAACCGGAGCCCUUCAGCCAGUCCUGUCAGCAGCAGCAGCACCAGCCCUGCACGCAGGAGGAGGCUAAGGAAGGGUAAAGGAUUUAAGAGGACAGAGGGACAGGGGAACGACAGGGACACUGAGCUGCAGCUGGAGGAAAACCAAAGAUUGUACAGAUCAGAGGAGAGAAGGACAAAUCAGAGAAAGUCGGGCUUUGGGGCCUCUGAUGAGCUUUCCAGUGAGGAGGAAGAGGAUAAUAAGGAAGCAAAACCACCCACUAGUGUAGCUGGACCAACACCUACCACUGUCCUCAGGAAGAGACACCUUCACUCCUUCUCAAAUCCCUCACCACCUGAGGAGGAAAGUAGUGGAGGUGCCAAGGACACUAAGGUGAACCCUCGUGAAGUGGAGCACCUGAGGACAGAGGGCUCGCGCCCGGCCUCUGACACAGAUGAUACUAUGUGGGAGGAUCUUCUUCAAGGGCCUGACUCCGCUUCCACGGGCAGCAGUGACAGUGAGGGGGAGGGGCGGUACUGCCCUGGCCUGACUCUCCCCCCAUCCACCACUCUCAGCAGUGAUGAUGAGAACCUACAGCAGGGCCAACUAUCAUGGCUGCAGGCGUGCCACCCAUCUAGAGACCGGGUCAGUGCCAUCAUCUGGGAGCAGGGGGAGUGCAAGAAAGCAGACAUGUCAGUACUGGAGAUCAGUGGGAUCAUCCUCACACGGGUGAAGGUGGUGGAGCAGGGCAUGGGUUACCUAGCCCUGGGGGGGUUGGUCACUGCCACACUGGUGCUGCUUCCCUUUGGCUUCCGCCUGGCACAGCGGCUGGACAUGACACGCCUGAGCUCCCUGUCUCUGGCUGAGCUGGCUGUCAUGGCGGUGGGGCCGCCCGACGCCAAGACCUACGCCUUCCUCUUCAUCACCACUGUGGAGAGGCUCUGCCUUACAGGCCUCUUCUUCUUCAUGAUGUGUGUGGCAGAGAGGACCUACAAACAGAGGCUUGUUUUCGCCAAACUCUUCAACCACAUCACAUCAGCACGAAAGGCCAAGAAGUCGGAAAUCCCCCACUUCAGGCUGAAGAAUGUGCAGAACAUUAAGAUGUGGCUGUCGCUCCGCUCCUUCCUCAAGAGACGUGGGCCCCAGCGUUCCGUUGAUGUCAUCGUCUCCUCCAUAUUCCUCCUGGCCCUUUCUAUCGCCUUCAUCUUGUGUACACAGCUACUAAACAGUCACCACACAUUCCUGGACUCCGAGACCAACUGGGAGCUCAUGGUGUGGGGUUCUUCUCUCAUCCUCUUCCUGCUCCGCCUGGCCACUCUGGGCUCCGAGACCAACUGUAAAUACAGCAACGUGUCAGUGCUGCUUACCGAACAGAUCAACUUGUAUCUUAAGAUGGAAAAGAAGCCCAACAAGAAAGAAAAUUUGAACAUAGUGAACAAUGUUCUGAAGCUUGCAACAAAACUAAUGAAAGAGCUUGACACCCCCUUCCGACUGCUGGGGCUGACUGUGAACCCUCUCAUCUAUAACAUCACACGCGUGGUCAUCCUGUCUGCAGUCUCCGCUGUGGUCAGCGACCUGCUCGGCUUCAACAUCCGACUGUGGAAGAUUAAGCCUUAAUGUGAACUUGCUAAACCACUAACUGUUGGAUACUGGAGGCUCUGCCAAGUCCUACCAUCCACAGCUGGCAAUCUGUGCAAUGUGUCCAAAGUGUGCAAACCUACUGAGUGAUCGCCUAUGCAUCUCUGUGCCUUCCCAGAAACAUUGAACUUUAAAUCACACAAUACCAUUGUGGUCAUACACAAGCAUGAGCUCUUUACAAUCAAUGAUACACACAUCCCUGGCUACAUAAUCAUUGUAGCCUGAACUGAUUUGCUGCUGCAGUUCCAGUGCCAGGACCUGGCCACUUCCUGGUUCUUACUCUGAGAAACAGUAGCCAAUGGGUGCCUUCUGAACACUGAGAAAUUUGUUGGCCAUUUGAAUGUGAACCAUUUCAAGACGUGGAGAACGGAUGGAAUAGGAAACAAGAAUGAACAAACUGUUAUGAAAGAAUUUGACAUUCCAGCGUGGUUUGACAUGUAUUCGGCUGCAAGUAGACAGCGUAAAAUACUUUAAAAAUACUUUUAAGAUGAAAAAUGUUAAUACAGAUCUUCAAAAUGGGUGACUGAACUAAAUUGAUUAAAAAAAUGUUUUUUUAUAGGAAAUAUUUAACUCUACUCUAAACCAAUUUUGUGAUAUUUUAAGGGCAACGUGCUGUAGCUUUUAUUGGGGCAUUAUUUAUUUGGGGUUUGUCUGUAUUUCAUUACUGACAUAAUGGUACACAUAGAUUGUAACCUUUGGACUGCCAUCAUGGCCUUAGUACUGAAGACCAUUAUGUUCUGCUAAGCAACUAUUCACAGAUGGUAUAGUUUGAUCAAAAAAAAUGUUAAUAGGCUAUAAAUUAGGUUAUGUUUUAUUUCCUUUGAUAAUAAAUCUUUCACAAUGAUUUUA